This is a messenger RNA of Zingiber officinale, 1576 nucleotides long. RefSeq names its product ribosomal RNA small subunit methyltransferase, chloroplastic-like. The transcript is spliced from 11 exons. Gene Ontology annotation, biological process: rRNA methylation. The record is from RefSeq and is a predicted model, not a curated record. Bases 44 to 1075 code for a protein of 343 amino acids. Gene Ontology annotation, molecular function: rRNA (adenine-N6,N6-)-dimethyltransferase activity. NCBI's taxonomy places the organism in Eukaryota, Viridiplantae, Streptophyta, Magnoliopsida, Zingiberales, Zingiberaceae. Gene Ontology annotation, cellular component: mitochondrial matrix.
UGCCAUUCGUGCAACGGAAGAAGCCCCGGCGACGACGAAUAAGAUGCUUGUGCUUCGUCCGACGUGCUCUCCUUCGCCCUACUCGGUGUCGUGUUCUCCGCCGCGGGGGACGCUGCUCUCCUCCCUCGUCCCCACCCCUCGUCGGCGUCCCCUCCCUUUCGUCGUCGCCUGUGCUGGCCAGCCUGAAGUACGACGGAUCUGUGAAGAUGACUACCACUCCACUGUUCGAUCACUCAACUCCCGUGGUCGCCACAAACCUAGAAAGUCUCUCGGCCAGCAUUAUAUGUUGAACUCGAGUAUAAAUGAGGAGCUUGUUAAUGUCGCUGGCGUUGGAGAAGGAGAUGUGGUGCUCGAGAUCGGCCCGGGAACCGGUGCUUUGACCAAUGUUCUGAUAAAUGCCGGAGCAAUGGUGGUAGCUGUCGAAAAGGAUCCACAUAUGGCCCUUCUCGUUCAAGAAAGGUUUAAUUCUACUGACCAAUUAUUGGUUCUGCAAGAAGACUUCACAAAAUGUCAUAUAUGUUCACAUUUAACUUCAUUUUUGGAGAAGAAUCAUAUGGAAACAAGACCCACAUCCGCAAAGGUGGUUUCAAACUUACCUUUUAAUAUAAGUACUGAAGUUAUAAAGCAGCUUCUUCCAAUGGGUGAUAUCUUUUCUGAUGUUGUCCUUUUGCUUCAGGAAGAAACUGCAUCUCGUCUGGCAGAUUGUUCCUUGCGGACACCAGAAUACCGGCCUAUUAACAUUUUUGUGCAGUUCUAUUCAGAUCCAGAGUACAAAUUCAAAGUUGAAAGAACUAAUUUUUUUCCUCAACCUAAUGUUGAUGCUGCCAUUAUUAAAUUUAGACUAAAGCAAAGUGCAGAAUAUCCCUUGGUUACUUCACGCAAAAGCUUCUUUUCAAUGAUAAGUUCUGCUUUCAACGGCAAGCGCAAAAUGCUGCGGAAUUCACUGCAACACAUAUCUCCAUCUGAUCAAAUUGAGGCUGCUUUAAGCAGCAUCGGUCACCCAGUCACAGCCAGACCUGGAGAGUUAACUAUGGAAGACUUUGUUAACUUGCACAACUUAAUUGCAAAAGUUUAGCUACGUCAACCUUGUUGACUACCAAUGCAGGUGCCUCCUGGCAUAAAGACGGCCACACCUGAUGGUUGCUUGCACCUUCAUGACAUCAAUUCGAAAUACGAUAAACUAGGUUUAACUUUGUGCCAACCAUUGAUUGCUACAUGGAAGAGGUUUGUGCAAGAUCACCAUUCCACAUGGCGAGUUUUCAGAUAUAGAAAUUAGCAAGGUGAAGUAUAUGCCGUAUCAAAUGGGUAGAAUAAUGUUUUCGUAAUCCUCCCCAGUUGAUAUGGUAAACUCAAAGUCUGAUCUUCCAGGCGAAAAAAAAAAUAUUAUCAAUAGGUGCUGAAAGAGCAUGAGGAGAGAGAGAUGUCUCUGGUCUGGAAUGGAGGGAAGAAGAGUACUUUUCAGAUGUAUUUUGUUUAUUUAGUUAUUUUUAAAUCUCAAAGGUAGUGCGUCAACUACACUUGAUUCAGAAUUGUUAGAAUUAAUAUGGCUUGGUGAUGGUCAUGAUGUUUAUUCUAA